UCCGGAUCACACAUCAUUAUCUGAAGAUUUCAUCUCAACCUUCUAGAUCUGCUGCCAAGAUGAGUUCCUUCUCUACCACCGGCCUCCUGGUCUUCUGUGCCUUGUUGGGCUCAGCCUUUCCCCUUAAAUGCAUCUCUUGUCUAUCCAAAACCUCCACCGAGUGUGAAGGAGAAUCUGAGAUCGAGUGCCCAGGAAACUGUAUGACCGGUUCCCAACACUUUCACAAUGGUGACGUGGAUGUCAAGUCAUUAUAUAAAGGAUGCGCCAAUGAAUCCCUGUGCGGCCUUUUUGGCUCCCUUACUCAGGAGAACGAUGUUACAAUCAGAGUUAAUGCCGUUUGCUGCUCCGGAGAUAAAUGCAACGAUGACGAAUUUUUCCUUCCCAAGGAAGAUACAGAACCAAAUGGUUUAUCAUGUCCAAACGCCUACUGCAAAGGCACCAAUGAGGAAUGUGAAAGCGACCAGGAGAUCGAGUGCAAAGGAUCCGAGACCCAAUGUGUAGAGUAUAGAGGAAGAGUGAAAAAUCCAGAUGACAGUGAGGACGACUACUCCGCCAAGGGAUGUAUUAACCCCGAUGGAUGCAAGUUUAAUUUUGGGAUUCUAAUCGCAGUGGAGGAGUUAGAGAGGAUUCUGCUGGACUGCUAAACAUCCUUAAUGUCA
This is a messenger RNA of Hyla sarda, 659 nucleotides long. RefSeq names its product phospholipase A2 inhibitor 31 kDa subunit-like. Bases 60 to 644 code for a protein of 194 amino acids. The transcript has 5 exons. The record is from RefSeq and is a predicted model, not a curated record. NCBI's taxonomy places the organism in Eukaryota, Metazoa, Chordata, Amphibia, Anura, Hylidae.